CGGAGGCGCAGCGGGCGAUGACGUAGAGGGACGUGCCCUCUAUAUGAGGUUGGGGAGCGGCUGAGUCGGCCUUUUCCGCCCGCUCCCCCCUCCCCCCGAGCGCUGCUCCGGCUGCACCGCGCUCGCUUCGAGUUUCAGGCUCGUGCUAAGCUAGCGCCGUCGUCGUCUCCCUUCAGUCGCCAUCAUGAUUAUCUACCGGGACCUCAUCAGCCACGAUGAGAUGUUCUCCGACAUCUACAAGAUCCGGGAGAUCGCGGACGGGUUGUGCCUGGAGGUGGAGGGGAAGAUGGUCAGUAGGACAGAAGGUAACAUUGAUGACUCGCUCAUUGGUGGAAAUGCCUCCGCUGAAGGCCCCGAGGGCGAAGGUACCGAAAGCACAGUAAUCACUGGUGUCGAUAUUGUCAUGAACCAUCACCUGCAGGAAACAAGUUUCACAAAAGAAGCCUACAAGAAGUACAUCAAAGAUUACAUGAAAUCAAUCAAAGGGAAACUUGAAGAACAGAGACCAGAAAGAGUAAAACCUUUUAUGACAGGGGCUGCAGAACAAAUCAAGCACAUCCUUGCUAAUUUCAAAAACUACCAGUUCUUUAUUGGUGAAAACAUGAAUCCAGAUGGCAUGGUUGCUCUAUUGGACUACCGUGAGGAUGGUGUGACCCCAUAUAUGAUUUUCUUUAAGGAUGGUUUAGAAAUGGAAAAAUGUUCUUGCUCUGUCGCCAGGCUGGAGUGCAGUGGCACGAUCUCGGCUCACGGCAACCCCCACCUCCCGGGUUCAAGUGAUUCUCCCACCUCAGCCUCCCGAGUAUCUGGAACUACAGGCACGCACCACCAGGCCCAGCUAAUUUUUGUAUUUUCAGUAGAGACAGGUUUCACCAUGUUGCCCAGGACGGUCUUUAUCUCUUGACCUCGUGAUCUGCCUGCCUCGGCCUCCCAAAGUCUGGGAUUACAGGUGUGAGCCACCAUGCCCAGCCAGCGUACACAUUUUUUAAAUGUUUUCUGUGACAUGGGAGCCUUCGUAAGGAAAUGAGGACCCAAAGAAACAGGUGAGCUUGUGUAUUUUUCUGUUUUGGUUUAAUGAAGAGUGAACAGUUGUGCAAAAGUAUUAGACAAAGCGGAUGAUCUAAUGGUAAACUGGGGGGAACUUAGCAAGGCCUGUUUGUUCAGAUUCUUCUCUGUGUUUCUGUGUCUUCAGAGAUGAGGAUAUUUAUUUUCCCUGGGUAUAUGGAGGGUACCUCUCGAAUGAGAGUAAUUUCUUUCUUUCUUUCUUUGAGACAGGGUCUCACUGUGUUGCCCAGGCUGAAGUGAAGUGCUGUGAUCAUAAUUCCCCGUAGUCUCAAACUCCUAUGCUCAAGAGAUCCUCCCAACUCAGCCUCCCAAAGUGUUAUGAUUACAGGCGCCAGCCACUGUGCUGAGCCUACACCACACCUACUGAAACAGAAUAUUCAGCAUUUAAUAUUUCGGGUUUUUUGAGAGAGAGUCUCACUCUGUCACCCAGGCUGGAGUGCAGUGGUGCAAUCUUGGCUCACUACAACCUCUGCCUCCUGGGUUCGAGUGAUUCUCCCGCCUCAGUCUCCUGAGUAGCUGGGAUUACAGGUGCCCACCACCACGCCUGGCUAAUUUUUGUAUUUUUAGUAGACACGGUUUCGCCGUGUUGCCCAGGCUGGUCUUGAACUCCUGGCCUCAAGUGAUCUGCCCGCCUCAGCCUCCCAAAGUGCUGGGAUUACAGGCAUGAGCCACCGUGCCCAGCCAGAAUAUCCAGCAUUUUAAAAACCCUUCUGGGAUUUCAGCUCCCUGCUGGGGAUUGAGGAACCACUAUUGUAGCAGGAAGCAUGGGAAGGAAAUGAGCUCAUGAGAUAAAGGAAAACAGCUCAGGCAGCUGGCUUGUGGUUACUGCCCUCUUGCUAAAGCAACAUAUAAAGCGCCAGAGUGGAAAGGAAUCUAAUGCGCCUGUCCAGUGCUCAGCACCCUUGACUUCCGUCCCUCUUAACCACAGUGCGUGAAGGCCCUGCAGUUCCCCAGGUAUCGCUUGGCCUCAUUUUCCACAUUGUAUGUUAAUGCAAUAAUUUUGUUUUGUUUUGUUUUGUUUUUUGAGACGGAAUCUCGCUGUGUCGCCCAGGCUGGAGUGCAGUGGCGUGAUCUGGGCUCACUGCAAGCUCCCCCUCCCAGGUUCACGCCAUUCUCCUGCCUCAGCCUCCCGAGUAGCUGGGACUACAGGCGCCUGCCACCACGCCCGGCUAAUUUUUUGUAUUUUUAGUAGAGACGGGGUUUUACCGUGUUAGCCAGGAUGGUCUUGAUAUCCUGACCUCAUGUUCCUUGCCCUCAGCCUCCCAAAGUGCUGGGAUUACAGGUGUGAGCCACUGCGCCCAGCCAACGCAAUAAUAUUUUAAUGCAGCCUAAACUGACAUUUGCUUCUUUUGGGUAAUAUCAGACAGGAGAUUUGUCUUGAAUUUCUGCCAGCUAAAACUUGUCUUCAUGCUUGCUGCUGAAACCAGGUCUGCCCCAUCCACACACUGGUGCAGUUGGAUUUUGGACUCACACGCAGGAACUUACACUGUGAUACCUUUUUCUCACUUUGCAUACCAGAUGUCUCAGCAUCCGAUGUGUACUUUAGACAUGUUCCUUCCUAAUUCCUUUUUCUUUUCUUUUUUUUUUUUCAUUCUAUUUUAGCUCGGCUAAAACAAAUAAAAGAUAAGCGUCUGCAUCAAUUUGGCAGACUUACAAGAAAAAAAGGCAUUCUUUCCAUUUUGGAAGAAGGCAUGUGGAAUUAGUACUAUGCAGUGGUGGUAUUUUGAAAUCUGGGUUCUAAUAAAAGCCCAACCACUUGCUGUGAGAACUCCAGCAUCUUAACCUCUCUAAGCCUCAGUAUCUCCAUCUAGAAAACAGAAACUCAUACUUACCUCAUCGGCUGAUUUGGUAAGUAGAGGCUAUCAUAGGAGUGCCUUUACCAUGAGAAAUUCUUACAAUACUGGUCUCUACUCUGAAUCAGUGCAAAAUACAGGAUGCCUGUUCACAUUCUCUGACUUUUGUGUAGCCUUGGGAAACUGCAUCAUGAAUAUGUUUUAGGGGUCAGGCGCAGUGGCUCACACCUGUAAUCCCAGCACUUUGGGAGGCCGAGGCGGGCGGAUCACAAGAUCAGGAGAUUGAGACUAUCCUGGCUAACACGGUGAAACCCUGUCUCUACUAAAAAUACAAAAAAUUAGCCGGGCAUGGUGGUGGGCGCCUGUAGUCCCAGCUACUCGGGAGGCUGAGGCAGGAGAAUGGUGUGAACCCGGGAGGUGGAGCUUACAGUGAGCCAAGAUCGUGCCACUGCACUCCAGCCUGGGCGACAGAGUGAGACUCCGUCUCAAAAAAAAAAAAAAAAAAAAAGAAUAUGUUUUAGGCCGGGCGCAAUGGCUCACGCCUGUAAUCCCAACACUUUGGGAGGCCAAGGUGGGCGGAUCACAAGGUCAGGAGAUUGAGACUAUCCUGGCUAACACGGUGAAACCCUGUCUCUACUAAAAAUACAAAAAAUUAGCCGGGCAUGGUGGUGGGCGCCUGUAGUCCCAGCUACUCGGGAGGCUGAGGCAGGAGAAUGGUGUGAACCCGGGAGGCGGAGCUUACAGUGAGCCAAGAUCGUGCCACUGCACUCCAGCCUGGGCGACAGAGUGAGACUCCGUCUCAAAAAAAAAAAAAAAAAAAAAAAAAAAGAAUAUGUUUUAGGCCGGGCGCAAUGGCUCACGCCUGUAAUCCCAACACUUUGGGAGGCCGAGGUGGGCGGAUCACAAGGUCAGGACUUUGAGACCAGCCUGACCAACAUGGUAAAACUCUUGUCUCUACUAAAAAUACAAAAAUUAGCUGGGUGUGGUGGAAGGUGCCUGUAAUCCCAGCCACUUGGGGGACUGCGUGAGAGAAUUGCUUGAAUCCAGGGGGCAGAGGUUGCAGUGAGCCCAGAUUGCACCACUGUACUCCAGUCUGGGCAACAGAGUGAGAAGAGGUCUCAAAAAAAAAAACACUUUUUUUAAUCUAUCCCUAGAUUCUUCUUCAGGGUUGACAAGCAGUUUGAUGUCACUUUAAAAUGGGCAACUCAUACCUUCCCUGUACCACGUGAAACUUUGUGUGCCUAUAUUCUUUUUUUUUUUUUUUUUCCCCCAAACAAACAUUGCAGGGUUGAUCCUAGUCUUGAAAGUUCGGGCCUUUCCUCUUGGCCUGUUUCUGGAGGAAAUGCUCAUGAGGUGGGUGAGAGGCGGAUGACAUCCUGUCGCUCUGGCCUCACCCUGGGGAUGCCACAUGACAGCACCGCAGCAUUUUCAAUAGGUGACCCGCCUGCGAGGAGGAAGGAAAAAUGUGCCCAAGGCCAUUAUGGAGAACAAACACCUAUGCAGUUGGAGAAUGCUGAAGACACCCAAGGGUGUUGUCCUCUCCCUCCUGAGAGAAGCUAAGAAGAUCCAGGCUUAGAGUGCUACAGAAAUAGAGAUUUAGGAUAGAAAAAAAGGAAGGAUUUCCUAACUACCACCAGGGCUAUGAGGCACUGAUAUGACUUAUUUGUGAACACAGUUGUAUAGAAUUGUUAUGUGGCAAAGACGAAGAUCACGCUGGAAUGUCUUUCACGUAUCCCUUGGUGGCAGCAGUGGGCAGCAUAAAAGUACAAGAUGGCAGGUGGAAUCUUUAACCUUGUGGUCUGGAGGCUGCAUGAUAGGGUUGCAGUGUAUUUUCCUUCUCUACAGGCUUGGGCCCUCAUUCUGUUUUCUCACAUUCACUCCAUCCUAGUAUUCUUGAAUCCUGUCUCCCUCCCCUUGAGAUUCUGGCUCUAACUAAAGCCAAAUAUCAGACCAACUUUACCUGUCUUAUUAGACCAAUCACAGGCCGAUUCUUUAUUUUUCUUCUUUUUGAGACAGAGCCUUGCUCUGUUACCCAGGCUGGAGGGCAGUAGCACAAUUACAGCUCACUGCAGCCUGAAACUCCUGGGCUCCAGUGAUCCUCCCCGCUCGGCCUCCCAAGCAGCUGGUAUUAGAGGUGCGCUGCACCACGCCUUGCUUAGUUUUUUUAUUUUUAGUAGAGAUGAGGUCUGCUAUGUUGCCCAGGCCAGUCUCGAACUUGAGGGCUCAAGUGAUCCUCCUGCCUUCGUCUCCCAAAGUGCUGGGAAUAUAGGCAUGAGCCACUGUGCCCAGCCUACAUUUAUUUUUACUUUUUUUUUUUUCUUUUUAGACAGAGUCUUACUUUGUUACCCAGGCUGGUGUGCAGUGGUGCGAUCUUGGCACACUGCAGCCUCGACCUCCUGGACUCAAGUGAUCCUCCCACCUCAGCCCCCUAAGUAACUGGGACUACAAGUGUGCACCACCAGGCCCAGCUAAUUUUUUUUUUUUUUUGGAUUUUUUUGUAGAGAUGGGGUUUUGCCAUGUUGCCCAGGCUGGUCUUGAUCCACUCACCUCAGCCUCCCAAGGUGCCAGGAUGACAGGUGUGAGCCCCCCACCUGCCUGGCUACAUUUCUUUUAAGAGAGAAAAGAUGGUUCAUCAAACUUCAAUAUAGCCGGGUUGAAAAUGUUUCAGACUGGCCGGCACGGUGGCUCACGCCUGUAAUCCCAGCACUUUGGGAGGCCGAGGCGGGUGGAUCACGAGGUUAGGAGAUUAAGACCAUCCUGGCCAACAAGGUGAAACCCCGUCUCUACUAAAAAUACAAAAAAUUAGCUGGGCGUGGUGGCAGGCGCCUGUAGUCCCAGCUACUUGGGAGGCUGAGGCAGGAGAAUGGCGUGAACCUGGGAGGCGGAGCUUGCUGUGAGCCGAGAUCGCACCACUGCACUCCAGCCUGGGCGACAGAGCGAGAUUCCGUCUCAAAAAGAAAAGAAAAGAAAAGAAAAUGUUUCAGAUUUGGGACAUGUGAUAAACUGGUUGCACUGAUGGCUAAACAAUCUUGUAUUUCUGCCUUUUGCAAUGCGGCUUUGCAGCUGCUCCCACCAAGGGGGAAAUCUACUUCCCCGUCCUUCACCACCAGCCCUGUGACUUGCUUUGACCGUGAGAAUGUGACAGAAGUGUUGAUGUGACAGUUCCAGGCCUAGGCUUCAAGGGGCCUUGAGCACUCCUCUCUCUCCAAACACUGCCUCCACUGGGAACACAAUCCUGGACUAGCUGCUGGAAAUGAGAGACUGGGUGAAGCAGGGAUGAAUCAUUCCAGCUAAGGCCAUCCUAGAACAGCCAGCUGCGCUGACAGCUGACAGCAGAGGCAUGAGAAAGCCUACCCCAAAUGACUCAAGACCAGAACUCCCCAGCUAAUUAAACUCAGCCUAAAUUGCUGAUCCCCAAAAUCGUAAACUAAACAUAUGGUGGUUGUUUUAAGCCACUAAGUUUUGGGGUGGCUUUAUGUAGCAUAAUUCUGGUAGUAGGUAACUGUUUCAGAAGACAGGAAUGGUUCUGAUAAUUAGAACCACAAUGACUCCCAUAUUUUUGUCACCAGCCAACACUUCUCUCCCUUGAGUUCCAGACCCAAGUAUCCAGCCACCAACCCAACAUUUCUAUGAUCAGAACCAAGCUCUUGAUAACACCCUAAAAUUUACUCCUCCUAUAGCCAGUCUUUACUGUCUUGAUAAAAUGAAUAACUUUCUAUUUCCAGUUGCUUAGGCCUAAUCCUUGCACUCAUUUUUAAGAUUUCUUUUACAUUCCAUGUCCAAUUUCUUAGCAAAUCCUGUGGGCUCUGCCUUCAAAAUAUAUUCAGAAUCUGCUCACUUUUCACCAACUCUGUGGCUACUACUCUGAGCCAAGCCCCCACCAUCUCUUGACUGGAUUGUUCCAGCAGCCUCUUAACUUAUUGCUGUUUCCAAGUUAAUUGGGCACCUUGUAUGUUACCUGGCAACCCUAACCAGGCAUGCUUCCACUUCACAGCUUUUGCAUCUGCCCAAAUGCCCUUCCCAGAUGGCUGCAUAGCUCACUCUCUGACCACCUUUAAGUUUCUGUUGAGAUGUUAUCUUGUCAAUAUCAAGAGGCCUUCCUGGCCAGGCACAGUGGCUCAUGCCAGUAAUCCCAGUACUUUGGAAGGCCCAAAGCGGGUGGAUCACUUGAGGUCAGGAAUUUGAGACCAGCCUGGCAAACAUGGUGAAACCAGCUCUCUACUAAAAUACAAAAAUUUGCUGGGCAUGGUGCAUGUGUCUGUAGUUCCAGCUACUCGGGAGGCUGAGGCACAGAGAAUCACUGGGAGGCAGAGGCUGCAGUGAACCAAGAUCAUGCCACUGUACUCCAGCCUGGGAAAGAGAGUGAGACUCCGUCUCAAAAAAAAAAAAAGGCCUCCCGGACCACCACAUGUAUUUAUUUAUUUAUUUAAUUUUUUGAGACAGAGUCUCGCUCUGUCGCCCAGGCUGGAGUGCAGUGGCGUGAUCUCGGCUCACUGCAACCUCUGCCUUCUGGGUUCAAGCGAUUCUUGUGCCUCAGCCUCCAGAGUAGCUGAGACUAUAGGUGCGCAUCACCACACUCAGCUAAUUUUUUUUUUUUUUCUGAGACAGAGUCUCGCUCUGUCACCCAGGCUGGAGUGCAGUGGUGCGAUCUCGGCUCACUGCAAUCUCCGCCUCCCGGGUUCAAGCGAUUCUCCUGCCUCAGCUUUCUGAGCUGGGAUUACAGGUGCCCGCCACCAUGCCUGGCUAAUUUUUGUAUUUUUAGUAGAGACAGGGUUUCACCAUGUUGGCCAAGCUGGUCUUGAACUCCUGACCUUGUGAUCCGCCCGCCUCGGCCUCCCAAAGUGCUGAGAUUAAAGACGUGAGCCACCGCUCCCGGCCCACUCAGCUAAUUUUUGUAUUUCUAGUAGAGACGGGUUUCACCAUGCUGGCCAGGCUGGUCUUAAACUCCUGACCUCAGGUGAUCUGCCAGCCUCGGCCUCCCAAAGUGGUGGGAUUACAGGCGUGAGCCACCACGCACAGCCGACCACCACAUUUAAACCUACCUUCCCAUCAUGGUUUGCCCAACCCUCUUAUUUAUUUUUUCUCCAUGGCACUUAUUACAAUGUAACACACUAUGUAUUUUACUUACUUAUUUGUCAUCAAUCUCAAGCCCAAUCCCAGGCAAGCUUCAAGAGGGUUUGGUUUUGCUCUAUUUUGGUUUGCUCGCUGCUGUAUCCUCAGUGUUUAAAACAGCUCCUGACGCUUGGUAGGUACUUGUGGUGGUUGAUUUUCUGUGUCAUCAGAAAAUCUGGGCACCAGGGGGUGCCCAGAUUAACUAUUGUUUCUGGUUGUGUCUGUGAGGGUGUUUCCAGAUGAGAUGAGCAUUUCUGGUGGUGGACUCAGUGGAGUAGAUGGCCAGUGUGAGUGGGCAUCAUCUAAUCCAUUGAGGGCCUGAACAGAACAAAAAGACAGAGGAAGGAGGAGUUCACUCCUAUUGCUGCCUGCCCACCUGCUUGAGCUGGGACAUUCGUCUUUUCCUGCCCUUGGAAGGGGAUUUAUACCACCAGCUACCCUGGUUCCCAGGCCGUUGAGCUUGGACUGAAUUACACCACCAGCUUUUCUGGGUCUCUAGCUUGCAGAUGCCAGAUCAUGAGACUUCCUAGCACCCAUAGUUAUAUGAGCCAAUUUCUCACUCCCCUGAAUGCCAUAUCCCCUUUUUCCAUCUUGGUGAAACAGCUCUCUAACAGUUUAUUGAGAAGCUACUUUUUUGUUUUGUUUUUUGAGACAUUGCUUGUAUAAAAUAUCCUUAUUUUCUCCUUACACUUGAUUAUUUGACUAAAUAUGGAAUUCAAGAUUAGGAAAACUUAUCAGACAGAGUUUUGAGGGCCUUGCUUCCUUGUCUUCCAGCUUCCAGUGUUGCUGUUGAGAAGUCUGAUGCUAUUGUAAUUGUCAAUUCUUUGCUUGUGACUUGCUUUUUUUUUUUCUCUCGUCUCUGGAAGCUUUUAAGAUCUCUGUUUCUGGUCCUGAGAUUUCAUCAUAUUGUGCCUUAGUAGGUGUCUUUUAAAAUUUCUUGUGAUGGAUACUUGGUCAGGCAUUUCAACUUGAAAACACAUUUUUCAUUUCUUGGAAACUUUUUUGAAAAAAAAUUUGUUUCUGGUAUUUUCAUUUUCUCAGCUCUUACUUUCUGGAUUUACUGUCAGCCAGAUGUUGGGUCUUCUAGACCUACUCCUUGAGGGUGAAAUUCAGCAUAAUCUGGGCAUCACACAGACAUCAGGCUUACCAAGGAAGCCAGUUUAUGUCCAGGGCGUCAGGAGGCUAAUGCUUGACUGCAGCCUGUGCCAAUACCUCUCUGCUUCUGUUUCAUGAAUUAAAUGAGAAGUGACCAGUAGGCUGGGGGCGGUGGCUCACGCCUGUAAUCCCAGCACUUCGGGAGGCCGAGGCAGGUGGAUCACGAGGUCAGAAGAUCGAGACCAUCCUGGCUAACAUAGUGAAACCCCGUCUCUACUAAAAAUACAAAAACAAAAUUAGAUGGGCGUGGUGGCGGGCGCCUGUAGUCCCAGCUACUCUGGAGGCUGAAGCAGGAGAAUGGCGUGAACCUGGGAGGCGGAGCUUGCAGUGAGCUGAGAUCGCGCCACUGCACUCCAGCCUGGGGGACAGAGCAAGACUCCGUCUCAAAAAAAAAGAGAAGCGACCACCUUGUUAACCCACUGUAUUAGUCAGGGUUCUCCAGAGGGACAGAGCUAAUAGGAUAGAUAUAUGAAAGGGAGUUUAUUAGGGAGAAUUGGCUCACACAGUCACAAAGCGAAGUCCCGUGAUAAGCCAUCUGCAAGCUGGGGAAGAAAGAAGCCACUGGCGGCUCAGUCCGAGUCCAAAAGCCUCAAAGGCAGGAAAGCCAAUAGUGCAGCCUUCAGUCUGUACCCAAAGGCCCAAGAGCCCUGGCAAACCACUGGUCUAAGUACAAGAGUGCAAAGGCCAAAGAACCUGGAGUCUGAUGUCCAAGGGCAGGAGAAAUGGAUAGAAGCAUCCAGCACAGAAGAAAGAUGAAAGCCAGAGGACUCCAAAAGCCAGCUUAGCCCACCUUCUUCCACCUGCUUUGCUCUAGCCCCACUAGCAGCCAACUGGAUGGUGCCCACCUACAUUGAGGAUGGAUCUUCCUCUCCCUUUCCACUGACUCAAAUGUCGAUCUCCUCUGGCAACACCCUCACAGACAUACCCAGAACAAUACUUUACCAGCUAUCUAGGCAUCCCUCAAUACAAUCAAGCUGCCAUCUAAUAUUAACCAUCACACCCACCUUGUUAGCAUGUGGGUAUGUGUUGAAAGUCUACAGGUUAUGUUGAGAAGCUUUGUGAGAAACGAAUACAUGGAAGCUUCCGGGGGUUAAAGAAAAUCAGAAUACUGGCUGGGCAUGGUGGCUCAGGCCUGUAAUCCCAACACUUUGGGAGGCCGAGGUGAGCGGAUCACUUGAGGCCAAGAGUUCAAGACCAGCCUGUCCAAUAUGGUGAAACGCCAUCUCUACUAAAAAUACAAAACUUAGCCAAGUGUGGUGGUAGUCUCAGCUACUCUGAGGCCCGCCUCAGCCUCUCAAAGUGCUAGGAUUACAGGCGUGAGCCACUGCACCCAGCCUGUCUUUUUGUCUUGAGAAUAUGUCUGCAUUCCUAUUUCUUGGUGCAUCCUGCACUGUCACCAUAGGGCCCGGUGCGUUCUGCCCUGCACAUGCACCAUGUGUAGUGUAAUAGCGAGGCAGCAAGGCACAGAAGGAGGGUGUGUGUUAUUACAUAACAUCAUGUAAGCCCAAACCCUGCCACCCAACCCAGAUGGGAGUUAUUAUACGGUGACAUUUCCCUGCAGUGUCUUGUAACAUUAGACUUCCCUUUUCUUUCCUAGAAUUCUUUACAACACACUUCCCUUGUAUAUAAAUAACUUCUAAAAAUAUUGGAAAGUAGCUGUCCUGCCAGGUUAUAGCAGGAGGUUAGCAUAAGAAGAAAGCUUCAAUUUCCCCCCCCCUCAAUAUUUUGUUCUUCAUUUAUUUAAUAGCAGCCUAGACUUUAAUCUGAGUAUAGUACAAGGUUUGGGGAACACUGCAGGAGUCUGAAAUCAAUAGUGAUGUCAUUAAAUUGCCACUUUAAAUUCGCUUAUCCUGGCUGCUGACACCCCUUCCACUCCCUGGGCAAACUACAAGCUUUUUAACAGCCAACACUUAGUGUGCUCUCUCUCUCUCUCCAUAAACUAACCUAAACUAUAAGAGAAAACUCUUGUCUUGCAUUAUUCUGACUCUAGUCCAGUGCUUUCCAAAGUAUCUGUGGUAAAGGACUGGUUUUCUUUUCUUUCUUUAUUUCUUUCGAGACAGAGUCUUGUUCUGUCACCCAGGCUGGAGUGCAGUGGCGUGAUCUCGGCUCACUACAACCACUGCCUCCUAGGUUCAAGCGAUUCUCCUGCCUCAGCCUCCCGAGUAGCUGGGAUUACAGGCAUGCACCACAACGUCUGGCUAAUUUUUGUGUUUUUAUGUUUUUAGUAGAGUCGGGGUUUCUCCAUGUUGUCCAGGCUGGUCUCAAACUCUUGUCCUCAGUGAUCCACCCGAUUCGGCCUUCCAAAGUGCUGGGAUUACAGGCGUGAGCCACCGCACCCAGUCUCAGGACUGGUUUUCUUUAAAUUUGCAAUCUGUUUGGACUGAUAACUUUCAUAAAAUAUAAUAAAUAUGAAUUAUUAUAAAUGUAAGUUGGAAAGAAAAACAUGCAAAAUACAAUUCCAAAUAACUUUUUUUGUUAUUACAUUGUAUUUUUAGAUUCAAUAAACAAAAUUAUUCUAUCA
Pan troglodytes (chimpanzee) is the source of this 11643-nucleotide messenger RNA. It is a transcript of the gene TPT1, whose product is annotated as tumor protein, translationally-controlled 1. NCBI's taxonomy places the organism in Eukaryota, Metazoa, Chordata, Mammalia, Primates, Hominidae. The transcript has 6 exons. Gene Ontology annotation, molecular function: calcium ion binding. The record is from RefSeq and is a predicted model, not a curated record. The coding region runs from base 185 to 901 and encodes 238 amino acids. Gene Ontology annotation, cellular component: cytoplasm.